This is a messenger RNA of Filobasidium floriforme, 303 nucleotides long. RefSeq lists its product as uncharacterized. The transcript has 2 exons. The record is from RefSeq and is a predicted model, not a curated record. Bases 1 to 303 code for a protein of 100 amino acids. NCBI's taxonomy places the organism in Eukaryota, Fungi, Basidiomycota, Tremellomycetes, Filobasidiales, Filobasidiaceae.
AUGGAGGAACUCAACAAGUCGGGCGUCUCGGGCGUCCCGACCCUACUCGGAACCUCCAACUUUGACGACUGGCGGUACAAGAUGAAAGCAUACCUUGUUUUCAAGGAUCUAUGGUCGGUUACGGGAGCUACUGGACCGCUCUACGAUACCGAACCCAUUCUUCCACCGGGAAACGAAGACCAGAAGCUCCUUGAUCGAUACAAGGCCUGGCACGCGAAGAACCUCAAAGCAGAAAUGGGACCUUCUUCACUCUACUUUCCAGCUAAUGGGUCUGUGUUACGGGCGUCCUCGAAAAUCGUCUAA